ACAAUUUCCUUGCUAAUUUUGACAAUCUAGCGGUAAACUUGUCUUUGUGUCUUUUUCCACAGACAUUAGUGUGUGCGCGUAACUUUGGAAUCUUAUCGUACAGUAAAAUACCGAACGGACAGCUAACUGGAGCUACGUUAGCUAACUAAGCACUCGUCACCGUCUAUCUGGUGGAAAUGAUCGAGUAAACUUAAGCGUUGGAGGAGAUGGCAGAGCUCCCGUCUGGUCUGCUGGAGGCGUGUGUAGUGGUGGGGGCUUCCAGUGAUAAACUUCGGGAUUUACAUCACAUUAAGCUAUAUGAGCUCCCCCUGCUGGAAGCAGAGGUAUUGCAGGUCCAUGCACCGCCCUUUGUUUCCCGGGAGACCAACUCCAGCCACAUGAUUGGUCCAGCUUUCAGCCGUGUCCAGAGAAGAAAGAGCUUCAUUAAAAAGAAGAGGCGAGAUCGUGCUGCCGGAUCACUUUCUAACGGAGAAUCGAGUAGUCGGGAUGAGGUGUCGUCAGCGACGGAGGACAUCAGCGUUCCCAAGGAUCUGGACCUCAUCGCUCUGCCACAACUCUGCUUCCCUGGUGGGCUUCACUUAGCUGUGGAGCAAAGGGACGAUAGUUAUCACUUCCUGGUUUUCACCGACCUGUUUGGCAACCGAACCCAUGGAGUUGUAGUACAGUACUACAGAUCUGUACAGUCGUGUCUGGGAGAUGGCGUCCAGAACGGCCAUCGACGGAAUUCAACAAAGUCCCGCCUCUACGUUCCCUUUGCCGUGUGCAUCAUAUCCAAGUUUCCUUACUACAACGCCCUGAGAGACUGCUUGUCGUGUCUGCUGGUUCAGUUACGGACGGCAAGACAGAGCGACUUUGAUGAAGCGAUCAAGGAGUUUUCCGCCAAACUGUCUCUUGUGCCGUUACCACCUCCUGGACAGCUGCAUGUGUCUUUCAGUCUCCGCCCUCUUCAAGUGGUCCUUCCAUCCGCUGAGGAUCAGGACGGUCCUGUUGUCGACAUUGAUCUUCAUCUUCCACUUCUCUGCCUUCCUCCCACGGCUCUGCUCCUGGUGCUCUCCUGCCUCCUCCAAGAGCAGAGGACGGUCUUCUUCUCCUCCGACUGGGCCAGACUCACCCUGUUAGCAGAGAGUCUGCUGUUAUAUCUGCAGCCACUCUCCUGGCAGCAGCCUUAUGUUCCUGUGUUGGCGAGAGGAAUGCUGGACUUCCUCAUGGCUCCUACAGCCUUCCUGAUGGGCUGUCACAUUAAUCAUUUUGAAGAAAUCGCUGCUGAGACAGAAGACUUGAUCCUAGUGAACGUUGAUGAAGGCAUCGUUCAGUCUUCUUGGUCUGAAACCAUCGAGCUACCUACUAUCCCUGCAGCUGCAGCAGAGUGCUUUACGUCAAGAGCAGAGAGCCUCCAGCUUCACUACGACCUGGAGCUGUGCCACCUCGGAGCGGGCACCGAUAUCGACUCUCUUCGAUUCCAACGCAGAGGCUGGCAGAGGAGUCUCAACUCCCAGAUACAAAACAUCGCCCUCGAGCUAGUGGUCAACAUCUUCAGAGGAGUUCAGGACUUUCUAAACCACGAACACCGAGUCUUUAACAGCGAGGAGUUUCUGAGAACGAGGGAACCUGAAGAUCAGCUGUUUUACAAGAAGGUAUUAGAAACUCAUAUCUUUCACUCAUUCCUGCGAGACAGGCUGAACAGGAAACGGGACACCUUCAGUCGCAUGGAGCAGAUGACUCGUAACCAAGUGUCCAGGAAUCGUGCAAUGACGGAGUCUCCCCGCCGUCCUCCGAUGUCCGAGAUGUCCCGUAGUGGCUACAGCAGGUACACCAGUCCAGACCGUCGACUGAGCAAAAGACUGGGAGCCAGUCUGCCUAAUCUGGACCAACCCAUCCAUGAAGUCCACAGUAUCAACCCCAACAGAUCUCAGUCCGUCUGCAAGAUGACUCCUGAUACGGGGCUGAAGCUUUCUCAGAAACCUGUGAAGGUGUUUCAACUUCCGGAGUUCCCGCCACCGCUGGCCUACCACUAUGUCCAGAAUUAUUACAACAGCAUGGUCGCGUCUCUGAAGAAGGCUAUCGAGAUGACAUCACCAGAGGAGUCUGCUCUGUUGGCCAGGUAUCAUUACCUGCGUGGUUUGGUGAACACCGUGUCCAACAAGCGUCUGGAUGCCUUAGAGGACUUCCAGAGCCUCUACAAGACAGAUGCAGAAAUCUUCCCUUCGCAGAUGGUCAAGUCUUUGGUUGCCUCCCUUUCAGAAGCGGAACGUUUACAAGGCGACAAGCGACCAGACAUCAAAAGUCUUAUCAGUCGAGUGAAGAGGGAACAGGAGCGGGAGCGGGCGAUCGAGGGCAGCAAGCACAACGAAGCUGCCAUAAAGCGCUUCCAACUACCGAAAACCUACAUGCAGCUACAGGAGUUUGUUAAAUGUGUUCAGGAGUCAGGAAUGGUGAAAGACCAAGGAACCAUUCACCGGCUGUUUGAUGCUCUGACUGUUGGUCAUCAGAAGCAGGUUGGUCCAGAUUUAUUUCGGGUGUUUUACACCAUCUGGAAGGAGACCGAGGCCGAAGCUCAAGAGGUUUGCUUGCCACCGUCGGUCGUGGAGCACAUCGACGAAUCGGAGUGCGUCUUUAAAUUGUCGUCCUCGGUGAAGACCAGCCGAGGCGUGGGGAAGAUCGCCAUGACACAACGACGGCUUUUCCUGCUGACCGACGGACGACCAGGAUACGUGGAGGUGGCACAGUACCGAGACUUGGAGGAAGUGAAGGUUUUCUCCGCUCCUUUCUUACUCCUGAGAAUUCCCAGCUUGAAGCUUCGAGUUCAUGGAAGGAAGGAGGCGUUUGAGGCAAAUCUGAAAACAGAGACGGAGCUUUGGAACCUGAUGGUUAAAGAAAUGUGGGCCGGCCGAAUAGUUGCUGACCGACACAAGGACCCUCAGUACAUGCAGCAGGCUCUGACCAACGCCUUGUUGAUGGACGCCGUGGUGGGCAGCCUUCAGAGCAGCAAGGCCAUCUACGCUGCCUCCAAACUGGCUCACUUUGACCGCAUCAAGAUGGAUGUUCCUAUGAUGAUUCCUAAAACAACAGCAGACACGCUGAAACAUAAAAUAAAUGUUUCUGUGGAGCUGGCUGCACCUCAGGCUGUGGAUGUACUGCUGUACACACCAGGUCAGCUGUGGGUGUCUGUGAGUGGGGGGAAGAUGAUGGUGUUUGAUGCCUCCAGCUGGUCUCUCAUACAAACCUGUCAAGUUGGGAAUGCAAAACUGAACUGCAUGCUGGGAGUAGACAAGGACCAGGUGUGGGUGGGCUCUGAGGACUGCGUUAUCUACAUCAUCAGCAUCGUGUCCAUGGUGUGUAACCGACAGCUGACAGAACACAGGGCAGAGGUCACCGGAUUGGCGCUGGACACUGACAAGAUCAGCCACAAGGUGGCGUACUCUUGCAGCGCUGAGGGGACCAUUAUAGUGUGGGACGUCUCGACUCUACAGGUGAGGAAGCAGUUCCGUCUGUCCUGUGAUCGUCUGCUGUCCGUCCACAGCUGCAGCAAAACCCUCUGGUGUUGUUCCAGAGAUAGUAUAAUGGAGGUAUGGAGGAACGGUACUUUAAAACAGCGCACGAGCUUUCCAGAACAUCAAAGAGUUACUUUAAGCUUCACGUUGCUCUUAGCUGAGCGGGAGGAGCUGUGGUGUGUGUUUGGAGACUCCACAGAGGUGUACAUUUGGCACAUUAAGGACACUGUCAGACUGUUCCACCGCAUGGUGCUUCCAGACUGCAUCGGCUGCUUCGGCAUGAUUAAAGUUAAAAACCAGGUGUGGGUCGGUGGGUUGAGCCUCAGCUCGACCAAAGGGAAGGUUUACGUCAUCGACGCGGAGCGCUACGAGGUCCUGAAGGAGCUCCACGGUCACGGCGACAAGGUGACGGCACUGUGCUCCGCUGAAGAUCGCUACGUCCUGAGUGGAGCCGGAAAACAGGACGGAAAAAUCGCCAUCUGGAAGGUGGAUUAGAAAGACCUGGAAUCAAGCACUUUAGGGUUCUGGAUGACUCGACUGCUACAUUAAGCUUGGUUUCAAGGUUAGAAAUUAUUUUUUAAAACAAGGUAAAAUCCACGUGAAGGAAUUUGUUUAUAUGAAGGAGCAGCCAGCGUGAAGCAUUUCCUGCUUUCUUAGUCAAAUGAAGGAAUAAAAACAAGUGAAAUACAAAAUCUGAGCACGAAUCCUGCUGAAGGUGUUCAAGCCAACGUGCCUCAGUCCUCUGAAGGCCAUAUUUGUAGGCCGUGUGCAAUGUGGGAACGUUAUGUGAGCGAGCUUCACCUCCAGCUGUGAGGUUGAUAUGAAAAACUAGUUCAGAGGAGUCAAACUACCAGGAAAACAGGAACGAGGCGGGAGGUUUCAGCAGCGUGGUGGGAAUGCCGCAACAGGAAUUUGUUUGGAUGGAAGUUGGGCUUUGAUUGUAACACUAUGAUACUUGGUGGUGGGAACUGGACUAGUGGAGCGGACGAGUAUCAGAGGAAACGUGUCCAAAAGUCUGUCAAUAGGGUCAUUUCUUCGUUUCUACCGUUUGUUUCACUGGUUUAAAAAAAAAUCUAAAUUGUUAGAUUUUAGGUGUCUUAAAGUUGAAAAAGAAAAUGUUUCACAUGUAUUGAUUUAUAUUUAUAUUCACUUGUGUUCUAACUUUGUCAUUUUUACAGUGUUAUUUGCAUCAGUACUGAAAAAAGGAACAACUUUGUUGUGUUUUUUAGAUUAUUUCAAGAAAAAAGUAUUUUUGAUUAAACUCUUUUUAAACUAUCAA
Nothobranchius furzeri (turquoise killifish) is the source of this 4770-nucleotide messenger RNA. RefSeq names its product DENN/MADD domain containing 3a (gene dennd3a). The record is from RefSeq and is a predicted model, not a curated record. Gene Ontology annotation, molecular function: protein binding. Gene Ontology annotation, cellular component: cytoplasmic vesicle. Lineage: Eukaryota; Metazoa; Chordata; Actinopteri; Cyprinodontiformes; Nothobranchiidae. Gene Ontology annotation, biological process: regulation of Rab protein signal transduction.